UUUUUUGUUGGCCAUAGGGUGAAUGGUGCGGCGAUCUUCGGAUCUGCCAUGUUCAUCCUGCUGACGUUUUAUAAUCAUUCUUUCACACAUUCCAACUUUCAAUUACGACAAAAUUAAUAACGAACGAAUCCUCACUAUUGAAUGUUCGCCUUACGGGGGAUAGUUUUAUUUCUCGCACAACGACAAAAAUUUGGGUACGGUUGCUUUACUAUCUUUAACUCAUCACGCCAUAAGUAUCUAUUUCUGCUUUUAAAGUUUUAUUUUUUAGAAUGCCACCCGUGCGUCGUUCUAAGCGUGUCGCCGCUCCAUCAGCCGUUUUGCGAGAGUCUGUUCAGAACCAACCAACAACAUCUCGCCGAACUCGAAGUUCGCCCGAUGCUGUAUCUGUUGGUGCCACCCCGUCAACGUCAACUGUGCCCGUGAGUGAUGUGGCUUUGCCCUCUCUUUCGAGUGAGCUUAUCUCAACACUGGUGUCUUCGGUUACCGAGGCAGUCACGCAAAAGUUAGCUGGCUUCUUACCAACCUCUGCGUCUUCAACAUCCACAAUGGCGUCUGCCCCAACAGAAUCUACCUCCGGAAUCGAAAUCUCAAACCAGGGUCCCAAUGCAGAUUCUCUGGUCAACGACGCGCUCACGUCCAUACAAGAAAACCUUACAGGUCAGACCACUCCUUUUUCUCUUCCAUGUUCAAGUGCUCCGGGUCCACGGGAAUCGUUCCACUCUGCCGCUUUGCCUCUUGAUUCGCGGAUUCCGGAUAAAAUAAAGUUUAAAAUAUGGAAUGAGGAGUUUGUCGAUAUAAGUACUUUGUCAGGUGGCCCAGACGCGGCCGCUAAAUACGAGAUUAGUGUACGGACCUCUGACAACGGUCAACCUGCUUCUCUUUUUCUUGAGCCGGCUGCGAAAUCCAAAAGGGUCAAAACUAUUAGCGAUUGGCUUCGUUCGUUUCAUAUUUUUGUUUCCAUUUAUACACAACGGUACCCUCAUGAGUCCCCCGCGCUCAUGAAAUAUUGUCAAAUCAUCCAGGAUUUGGCCAAUAGGGGUCAUAAUUGGUUUUACUACGAUGAGAAUUUUCGAUUUUUGCGCCAAACACAGGCCACGCGCGUUCCCUGGGCGACCGUUCACUGGGAGUUAUGGUUGAAAUCUCAAUAUCCCACUACGUCUAAGCCGAACACGCAAGGCAACAAUUAUACGCGCCACCCUUCAAAGGUGUCUGUUCCUCGGGGAUAUUGUUUUAAGUUUCAUCGCGGAACGUUUUGUGCCGGUUGUGAUUUCAAGCACAUUUGUUUUAAAUGCAACGGAUCGCACCGUGCCGUGAAUUGUAAUUUUCGUGCCAAUAACAGACCAUCUCCCACUGAUCGAUCGCCUAAGCCUAUUUCAACAAAGUCGGUUGCCAACACCCGUAAAACUUCAUAAUUUACAAAUAU
This is a messenger RNA of Dendronephthya gigantea, 1423 nucleotides long. RefSeq lists its product as uncharacterized. The record is from RefSeq and is a predicted model, not a curated record. The transcript has a single exon. Bases 270 to 1412 code for a protein of 380 amino acids. Lineage: Eukaryota; Metazoa; Cnidaria; Anthozoa; Malacalcyonacea; Nephtheidae.